AUGGCCGCGGCCGCGGCGGGUGGAGCUCCGGGCCCGGCCCCCGGCCCCGCCAGGCCUCCGCCGCCCGCCGCCCCGGCCGCGCGGGCCCCGCCGCAGGCGCUGCGGAGGCGCGGGGACUCGCGGCGCCGCCAGGCCGCGCUCUUCUUCCUCAACAACAUCUCCCUGGACGGGCGGCCCCCGAGCCUGGGCCCAGGCGGAGAGAAGCCCCCGCCGCCGCCCGCGGAGGCCCGCGAGCCGCCCGCGCCGCCGCCGCCCGAGCCGCCCGCCAGGGCCCCCGCGCCCCCGGGCCUGCUCAGCCCCACGCAGGCGCCCGCCGGCCUCGGCCUGGACGGGCAGCGCCAGAGGAGGCGAGUCACAUCGCAGCGCUGCUCCCUCGAGUUUCUGGAAGAUGCGGUGGGCUGCGCCUCAGUGCAGAGAACCAAACACACCUCUGGAUCCCCAAGACACAAAGGCCUGAAGAAGACGCACUUCAUCAAGAACAUGCGGCAGUACGACACCAAGAACAGCAGGAUCGUGCUCAUCUGCGCCAAGCGGUCGCUGUGUGCAGCCUUCUCGGUCCUGCCCUACGGAGAGGGCCUGCGGAUCAGUGACCUGCGGGUGGACGUCCAGAAGCAGCGGCACCCGUCCGGCGGCACUUCCGUUCCUCCCGAGAUGGUCUUUGAGUUGGAAGGCGUCGAGCUGGGAGCGGAUGGCAAGGUCGUGUCUUACGCGAAGUUCCUGUACCCGACCAAUGCCCUGGUUGCACACAAGAGCGACGGCCACGGCCCGCUGCCCCCACCUCGGCCCAGCAUCCCCCGGGCUCUGCCGGGCUCAAGACACAAACCUGUCCCCGCCAAGUCAGCACCAGCUGGCACAGAGCUAGGGAGUGACGCGGGAGACGCCCUGGAGUACAACCCCGACCUCCUGGACGACCCACAGUGGCCCUGCGGCAAGCACAAGCGGGUCCUCAUCUUCGCGUCAUACAUGACCACGGUGAUAGAAUACGUGAAGCCCUCAGACCUCAAGAAGGACAUGAACGAGACCUUCAGAGAGAAGUUCCCACACAUCAAACUGACGCUGAGCAAAAUCAGGAGUUUAAAGCGGGAGAUGCGGAACCUCUCUGAGGAGUGCAGCCUGGAGCCCGUGACAGUGUCGAUGGCCUACGUGUACUUCGAGAAGCUAGUCCUGCAGGGCAAGCUGCACAAGCAGAACCGCAAGCUGUGUGCCGGGGCCUGCGUGCUGCUGGCCGCCAAGAUCAGCAGUGACCUCCGCAGGAAUGAAGUGAAGCAGCUCAUCGACAAGUUAGAAGAAAGAUUUCGAUUCAACAGGCGAGACCUGAUUGGGUUCGAGUUCACGGUGCUCGUGGCUUUGGAACUUGCUCUGUACCUUCCCGAGAACCAAGUGUUACCUCAUUAUCGACGCCUCACCCAGCAGUCCUAGCCCAGGCCCAGUGAGGGCACGUCUGCUGGCCCCAGAGGUGACCCAGGCACUGAAGCCCCCGAGUUCACCUGGCCUUUUCUGCGCCCGCCCAGCAGGGACGUGCCUGCCCUCUGGCUGGUGUGGCUCUUAUUUCUUUGCACUGUUUCCUUGGAAACGGUCACUGCUUUCAUUCCAAAGUGCAGCGCACCUCUGAGAGUAUUUCUCACAAUAUUCCUGGAUUUUUAUGUGAACUAAAUGUGGAGUUUUGUCACUGUUCCUUUUUUUCCGUGUGCCGAAGACCAGUCUGGCACCAGGGCCUCUGGUUUACAUCCCAACUUUGCAGGACUUCUGUCUCCACCUGGCCUUCUGCAAACCUUCGCAGCUCCUGCACUAGCACCAGGGUGGAGGGCUGGGUUUCCAGACCUCACUGAACACACUGAAAUUGCGGUUUAACUUAAGCAUUCAUUGUGGGUAUGUUGGUUGUUCAGACGUGGCGACGCAGCACUGUGGAUUCCCGACAGCAACACAGUGCUGGCCCUGCCACCCAAGCAAAGCUACUGCAGAGCUUUCUCCACCUGCCUUGCCCACGUCGGCAGGUAGAGCUUUUGGUGUCGGGUUAGGUCAACAAGAGCAGGCGCCUGACUUGUUCUGAUCUCAUUUUUGGACUCUUGAACCUCUGCUGAAGCAUCGAGUCACUGUGAAACCCUGACGCCCCUUGUGGUACACCAACAGGGCUCAGCCAACCCUCACCUGUGCCAGGAAAACCCAUUACCUGUGAUGCUCUGGGCCUUCAGGACAACUGUUGGUUGCUGGCUCUAGACUCUUGAUUUUCCUAAGCAAUAUUGUGAUGGAGAAAAAUAACGUAUUUAUUAUAAUUUGGGAUUUGGUUUUGAGGACCUUUUUUUUGAGGUAACAAAAACUGGUUAAAUGAGGUCUGAAGCUGACUUGAAAAAACACCUGACCCUCCAGUGGGAGACCACUGGCCACUCACACCCCACACCCCCUCGGUCAGUGUCAAGGCCUUUCUUCCUAGGCAGGAAGUGGACGCUGUCUCGACCGGCUCGGCCAGGGCAGCCCACUGGGCCAAGCAGACCCCAAGCAGUGGUUGUUGUCACUGCUGUGCAGGUCUGUGCCCACAGCUCGGCAAGACCCCUCUUCAGCUUCCCCGGGUUUGUCUCAAGUCCUGGCACAGUGAGUUUUGCAGUCCAGUUCUCCAGCUAGCUGCCCCGUCAGAAACACUCGGAAUAACCAAGGACUGCUGAGUUUUUCUUCAUGUCAGCUGGUCUCAAAAACGGCCAUUCUGGCUGGGCCACCAAGCUGUCUUCCCUACUGCUGUCUUAUCAACCUGCCCGUCACUGGGCAGGGGAGCUGGGAUGACCCCCACCUCCACCCCAUUAAUACAUUACACUCUGCUCACGUGGACUGGUGCUUCUGCGGAAAGGAGAUGCCAGUUCUGCUGCUGGCAGAAUUCAGGCCGCCAGCAGCUCCACCAGACAGAUCCCAGCAGAGCUGCCAGACAGCUGCCUGCCCACUGGCUCCUGCAGGCCUGUGCCCACCUGCCCUCUCUUCCAUUGCCGUGGCCACUUGCUGGGACCCCGAGAACUAGUAGCGUACGAGGAACAGGUGCCCAAGGGGAAGACUGCAGAUGGCGACAGUCUCUUCUAAGCAGCAGCCCAUCCUCUCAGGCCAAGGAUGAUGCCCUGAAACCCAACGUGCACCCAGGAGGAAAGGACACGACCAGGCAGCUGCUAUACCACAUAAAAUGCUGGGCCUAAGCCCCAGGCAACUUUCCUCUGAGAAGCAACCUCUCCUGCCACCAAGAUACCACCUGGAGGGCACCUGCAUGGCAUGAACACCAUAAGGGACUGACUCCUAAAAUACUCAUUCAGGUUUACAACCUACCUUCAAGGGACACAUCUCCAUGGGACUUUCUAUACAGACAAUAGCAAGAAAGUGGCCAAUAAGCACAGUAAUUUAAGUUUGUAUGUUUAUGUAGUGCGAGUAAGUCAUUUUACCAACCAGUCUGUAGGAAGCCCCCCUCCCUUCACUAUGUCCUUUUUAAUAAUGCCACGAGCUGCCACUGUAUGGUAUUCAAGAAUUACUGCAACAAAGGCAAGCGUUAAACCAAACAAAGCCUGAGUCCAUCACCCUCUAACAAGGGCAGGUGUCUGAGCUGUGUCAAAGGUAUUCAGCCAGGCUAUGACCAAAUGAAACCAGACCUGGUGCCGCUUCCUCAGCACCUGGUGGCAGUCAUGGAUGUAAAUGGGUAAAGUGAACAUCUGACCUCAGAAUGUUUGUCAUGGAUGUUUUUAAAUGGAUAAUGUAUUUGUGCUUUAAAGUAAACCUUGGUUUUGCAAUAUA
Messenger RNA from Lemur catta (Ring-tailed lemur), 3759 nucleotides. It is a transcript of the gene CABLES2, whose product is annotated as Cdk5 and Abl enzyme substrate 2. Gene Ontology annotation, biological process: regulation of cell cycle. The transcript is spliced from 10 exons. Bases 1 to 1419 code for a protein of 472 amino acids. Lineage: Eukaryota; Metazoa; Chordata; Mammalia; Primates; Lemuridae. The record is from RefSeq and is a predicted model, not a curated record.